Molecule: messenger RNA, 3032 nt
Organism: Mobula hypostoma (lesser devil ray)
Lineage: Eukaryota; Metazoa; Chordata; Chondrichthyes; Myliobatiformes; Myliobatidae
Product: putative endothelial lipase
Exons: 10
Coding region: 549-2069 (506 amino acids)
Biological process (GO): fatty acid biosynthetic process; triglyceride catabolic process
Molecular function (GO): lipoprotein lipase activity; protein binding
Source: RefSeq, a predicted model, not a curated record
GCGUGAAUUCCACCUCAUUCAACCGAAAGCUCAUGUCCGCGGAAUGUCGCUUGCCCAAAAUCACGCUACUGUAAUUGGAACGUCACCUAACUGAAAUCAGAUUACACAGUUUUCUAAGAAGUUUGCCCUCUUCAGGAGCCAUGACUCAAACUUACAUCUUCCCUUGUGUCUCGAGGGAAAUUAUGAGAUCUAGAUUAUAUGCCCGAACAGAAACUGACAACCGUUCAGCAAUGGAUAAAUAGCAAUUCCUUUGAAUAAACCGGACUCCGCCUUCGGGUUUCGACCAAUGCGAAAGCAGCCGCCGAAUAAAUUAGUCAAAUCUCUAUGUCGGAUGACUGAAAAAAUCGGUUUAAAAAGCCAAUUGCAAGACUAGCGUUGGCUAAAAAAAAUUGCAACGCGCUCCUUUGAGAAGCUAGAGCCGAGGGGGAACAGUUUGCACAAACUUUUGAGAUCACCUUGCUCGGCUCGCCGGUUAUUUCGCGACGUACUUAUUAAACAGCCCCGAUGAUUUAUUGAUUAAAUCCGACUCCUGAGUCAGCGAGACCGCGAUGAACAGCUUCACACUGUGUGUCAGUCUUCUGUCUGUGCUUUCUACCGGCUUCGCACAGAUAACGUACAAGGAUACACUCACUGGCAAAGCUGUUCAGGAUGUGCUGCACGACAAUCACCCACAUCGACGUUACAGAACGAUUCAGACGAGAUUUAACCUUCACGGUUCAACAAAUACGGACGGAAAGCACUGUGCCAUCAUUGCAGGCGUACGCGAAAGUCUGGAGAAAUGCAACUUCAAUGUGACUUCCAGAACGUUCAUCAUCAUUCAUGGUUGGACGACAACGGGAUUGAUGGAAUCUUGGAUCAGCGGUAUGGUUAAAGCCUUAGAAAAGCAAGAAGCUCACGCCAACAUCAUCGUGGUGAACUGGCUGGAACGUGCACAUCAGCUUUACACGGUGGCGGUCAACAACUCUGAGGUGGUCGGGAAGGAGGUUGCCGUCUUAAUUGAUUGGCUGGAGCAGGAGACCUGUUUUUCCCCUCAGAAGUUGCAUUUGAUUGGCUACAGCCUGGGUGCCCACGUAGCAGGAUUCGCUGGGAAAGCUACAAGAAACAGAAUUGGACGGAUCACAGGCUUGGAUCCAGCUGGUCCCAUGUUUGAAGGUGAAGACCCAGAUAGGCGACUUUCCCCAGAUGAUGCAGACUUUGUGGAUGUGCUUCAUACUUUUGCCUACAAUACGCUGGGAGUUAGCAUUGGUAUUGAGCGGCCCAUUGGUCAUAUUGAUGUUUAUCCAAACGGUGGCAGUUUCCAGCCCGGCUGCGGUUUUCACAAUGUCCUUAACGCCAUAGCCAGUGGAAAUCUGGGUGAAGUGGUUUACUGUGACCAUGAACGCUCUGUGCAUCUCUUCGUCGACUCCAUCCUCAACCAGGAUAAACAGAGCUGGGUGUAUCGCUGUCCAGACACCAAGACGUUUGAGAAGGGGAUGUGCCUCAGCUGCCGGAAGAACCGUUGCAACAAAUUAGGCUACAAUGUGAAUAAAAUCAGAAGUAAACGUAGUAAAAGGAUGUACCUGAAGACCAGGGCGGACAUGCCCUUUAAAGUGUUCCACUAUCAGCUAAAGAUGCACUUAUUCAGUGCAAUGGCAAUAGAAGACUCCAACCCCAAACUGAAUGUCAACUUGUAUGGCACUGCACUCGACAGCAGGAAGAUCAGGAUCGAAAUGCCUGAACAAAUUAGUGCAAACAGAACACAUUCUUUUCUCCUCUACCUGGAGGAGGAGAUCGGGGACUUGCUGGGGAUUAAACUGAGCUGGGAGAAACCCACCUCGUCGUGGUCGUUUUGGACAAAUUUGAAAAGUUUGUGGUAUGGGUCGCCCUCUGAUUGGGACACAGAUCUGAAUGAGCUGGAGAUAAGGAAGAUACGAGUGAAGUCUGGGGAAACGCAGAAGAAGUAUACAUUCUGUGCAAUCAAUCCAUCAGCAACCAAGAUCUCGCCUGGGAAUGAGCUGACUUAUAUCAAGUGUCUGGAUCACUGGCCAGUCAAGAAUAAAACCAGGGUGCCGUGCACAAUCCUGAUUUGAUGGAGACAGACAUGAGAGUACGGAGGAACAUCUGGAGAAAUUUCUGAAAUGCCUGCUUCGCUGCUGCUGCUACUGUGUGGUCCGAAAUCUCCAGAGGGGAAGGCCCCGAGUCCUCGGCUUUGCUUGUUGCUCUGUGCCCGGGGCAGGGUCAAAGUGCUUGGUGCUUGGUGUCGGAGAGCUGGUCGGAGGCUCGAAGUUUUCGGACGGACUCAGAGUCCAUGGCGGUCGAGUGCUUCCAAUGGUGCGGCAUCGGCAAGUUUGCGGCGCUUGGAGGUUCAUGGCAGGGAGAGUUUCUCCCUUCUACCGUCUGUGUGAGAUGAUGAGGCUAAAGGAACUUUGAGACUUUUUUUUUCCCGUGCCCAUGGUCUGCUCUUUAUCAAAUUAUGGUAUUGCUUUGCACUGUUGUAAGUAUAUGUUAUAAUUAUGUAGUUUUGCCAGUUUUAGUCUUGGUUUGUCUUGUGUUUCUUGUGAUAUCACUCUGGAGGAACAUUGUAUCAUUUUUUAAUGCAUGCAUUACUAAAUGACAAUAAACGAGAACUGAGUGUCCUCAUAAUCUAUCUAAUCUAAAUUAAUAUCACUGAUAUGUUGCGUGAAAUUUAUUGUUUUGUGGCAGCUGUACAAUGUAAUACAUAAAAAUUGCAAAUAAUUAUGAUAACAAGUAUAUAUUUAAAGAUUAAAUGAAUAGUGCAAAAGAGCAAAAUCAUGAGCUAUUGGACAUGGGUUCAUUGUCCGUUCUGAAAUGUGAUGGUGGAGGGGCAGAAGCUGUUGCUGAGAUGUUGAGUGUGUGAUCAUUGUUCCCGUCUUACCAGAUUUAUUAUGACAAGUAUUUAAUCUGACUAAUAUCAUGACAUGUAUUAAAUCUUCCUAAUGUUUUGAUAUACAUGUGGCAAAUCGAGGGUCAACUUUGUUCUCCAUGUGCUGCAUGUUCACAGUACAUGAUUUAGGAACUUGCUGUGUCUGUGU